Molecule: messenger RNA, 3183 nt
Organism: Nothoprocta perdicaria
Lineage: Eukaryota; Metazoa; Chordata; Aves; Tinamiformes; Tinamidae
Gene: IL23R
Product: interleukin 23 receptor
Exons: 13
Coding region: 1-2337 (778 amino acids)
Biological process (GO): cytokine-mediated signaling pathway
Cellular component (GO): external side of plasma membrane
Molecular function (GO): cytokine receptor activity; protein binding
Source: RefSeq, a predicted model, not a curated record
AUGGGUGGCCCCGCCGCUGCGCUGCUGCUCCACGUGCUGCUCGCCCUCCUGCCCGCAGGCCUCGCCGCCAUCAAGUGCUCCGGGCACGUGUGGGUCGAGCCGGCGCCCGUGGUGCCCGUGGGCUGCAACGUGUCCAUCAACUGCCUGUCACGGGUGCGCUGCCCGCGGGCCGCCCUCUCCAUCCUGCUCAACUACACGCCGGCCGCGGGCGAGCUGCGCGCCCUCAACAGCAGCACCUUCCAGCUGCGCCUGCCGCCCCUGCGCCAGCCCAGCUGGGUGGUCACCUGCGUGGCCCGCUGCCCUAACAGCCCGCGGCGGCAGCUCGUGUGCGGCACGCAAGUCUUUGCCGGCUACCCGCCAGAGAGCCCGGGCAACCUGAGCUGCGUCGUGCAGGAGCUGUCGGAGCGGCUGGAGUGCGCGUGGGACGCGGGCAGGGACACGCAGCUGCCCACCCGCUACGCGCUGCACCUGCGGAGCGCGCGGACGCAGCAGGAGGAGGUGUUCGCGGCGGCGCCGRCGCUCGCCGUGCCGCUGGGCGCGCUGCGCGGCGGCAGCCUCUACACCGCCUGGAUGGAGGCCAGCAACGCGCUGGGCUCGGCGCGCUCAGCCCCGCGCCSCCUCGACCUGUGGCACAUAGCCGUCCCCGCGCCGCCCGUCGUGGCCGCCGUGGAGAGCUCGGAGGCGGCGCGCACGCUGCUGCGCUGGGAGCGGCGCACGCGGCACGACGGCGUGCGCUGCGAGGAGCGCUUCGGGCCGCCCAACGCCACCGCGUGGCAGGUGCGCGCAUGGGACGGCAGCGCGGCGCUGCGCGUGCGCUACGCGCUGGACAGCGGCGCCCGCUACGCCUUCCAGGCGAGGUGCCGCCUGAGCCGCCCCGGCAGCCCCUGGAGCGCCUGGAGCAGCCCCUUCCUCUACAGCACCCCGGAGGAGGCCCCUGCGGCAGCACCCGACGUGUGGCGACGCCUGGGCCCCCUCUACCCCAACGGCAGCCGCGAGGUGACCGUCCUCAUCGAGCCGCUGCCGCCGCGCGUGGCCCGCGGCACCAUCCUGGGCUACGUGGUGUGGGCGCAGGGCCAGGGCGCCGCGCGGCCCCUCUGCAACAGCUCCGUGCCCGGCUGCCGCCUGCUGCUGCCGCCGGCCGUGCGCGCGCUCGCCGUCACCGCCUACAACGCGCGCGGCGCCUCCAGCCCCGCCAGCCUUGCUGUGGCCGCCAGCCUCCACCACGAUGCAGAGCGCCRGGGCCCGGUGCUCGUGCGGCGCGAGGGCCCGCGGCGCGUGGCCGUGUCGUGGCAGCGCCCGCCGCCCGGGGCCGCCUCCCCGCUCUGGUUCGUCCUCGAGUGCCUCUCGGCAGCCGCGCACGGCGCCCAGCAGCGCUUCUUCUGGAAGAAAGUGCCCAAGCAGGACACGCGCGCCUACCUGCAGGUUACAGACGUUUUUUCCCCUCUCUCYGCUGAAGUCCUCCCAGAGGAGCCGUUCCUGAACAGAAGCUACAGUCUCAUUUCCUAUGAUGAUGAUGUUGGAGCUUUUCUGGGGCUGGGUGUCAGUGUGAUCGUGUUAUCAGUUGUUUUUGUAAUUCUCAUGUUUAAGAAGUCAGCAAGAAAAAGAGUUACCAGAAUCAUUGUGUCGCUGAUGCCCAAGUGGCUGCUGGAAGAUUUUCCCCACGUGGAAAACAGCAAUGCGAUAAAGUCGCUCCAGGAAAAAGGUGGAUUUGCACAUAGCAGCCUCGAUGAGCCGCCCCCGGAUAGCAGCGACCCAGCGAUUACGGAAAUAGAGGAGCUGUCGGCGGGUGAGGAACACGAGUGCSGGGACGCCGGGAGGCACCGCAGCGAAGCGGCCCCGGAGGGGACACCGCGUAUGCGGAGCCCUGCGCCGGCCACCAGCGUGGCCAGCGAGCCCGUCAGCGACUACCGGCCUCAGCUCUCCGACGGGAACCUGCUGGGAUACGUGGCUGCCAACAGCUACCCAGGGCAGCCCCCCGCGCCGCCGCCCCAGCCRGAGACCAACGUUUUCUUCAGGGGUUACCCGAGCCCCGUGCCUUAUUUGUGGAAUGCCCAAGGGACGGACGAGCAGGCUUUCCUGCUGGAGAAGAUUAAUCUCAUUCUAAACAGCAAUAGGAGUGGGCAAAACCACGCGUUCGGUUCGGCGCGGGAGGAGCGAAGUGCCCUUUUGGAAAGCCAGUGGGAAAAAACGCUGUCUAGUGAAGAUGCUCAGGAACAGACCCUGGUCCCGGAUGAGCUGGUCUCUUGCUUGAGGGCAAUGAAUGGAGAAUGUGCGGAUAUACAGAUCUGCUUUCCACAAAGCACUGGAGGGUUAUUUUUAGAAAACGUAAAAUUGUGAUUUAGUUGUGAUGKCAUUUUAUGACCGUGGCACGUACCAGCCUUUGAGAUCUCCAGCAUCAGAACUGGAACCAACCUCAGAAUCGGAAGUUGACUCCAAACUUGCUCCAACUAAUUUUGGAUGACUGGCCAGGAAAUCAUUUGUAAUUUUAAACUUGGUUUGUAUUUUCACAGUGCAAGAAGGUCAGUUUGGAUUCCUGUAAGAACUGAAAUACACAGCAAGUGAUUCCUAGAACAUAUAUUAUGCACCAAUCCAAAUAAUUCUCUUGUUAAGAAUUUGCAACAUUUCAUACUUGGGGCUGAUUCCAUUUAGAGAUGGAUAAAAUGAUUCCUUAGAUAUUUUGACUGAGGUGUGUGUGAAAUAUCUUGGGAUCCCUUAACUGAAGAUGACUUAGACAUCGUACAGCAGAUGUGGAUGCCAAGAACAUGGAAGGAAAUCUUUUUUGUAGGACAGAGUAACCUUCACCAUCUUGGCCUACCUUGUUGACUCAAGUUAUCUGUCUGAAUUUGUCACAGGACAGAUUCUUCACUUGGGGUUGAAGAUCUCUCAUCUUCUCACACCCACGUGUGUCCGGCUGUCAGUGUUUCGGCUCGGCCAGUCUGCAUGAGGGGGAUGUGGUGCAAAGUGUUCAUUCCACUGGGAAUCCAGAUAAGGAGACAGGGAGUCUCCUUCCUGCUGAGUGUCCUGGGAAUCCUGCCCUUUAAGGGCCUGUCCAGGUGGUCCACCGUUUCAGGUGGUCUCAUCUAAUGCUCCUGAAGCAACCAGAAACUCAGUGCAAACCUGAAAAGUUGGAUUAUGUCUCUAGUACUUACUUCACUUAAAGAAAAAAAGCAACUUUUUUUUUUU